Molecule: messenger RNA, 1353 nt
Organism: Malassezia pachydermatis
Lineage: Eukaryota; Fungi; Basidiomycota; Malasseziomycetes; Malasseziales; Malasseziaceae
Product: nucleoside transporter
Exons: 3
Coding region: 1-1353 (450 amino acids)
Biological process (GO): nucleoside transmembrane transport
Cellular component (GO): plasma membrane; fungal-type vacuole membrane
Molecular function (GO): nicotinamide riboside transmembrane transporter activity; nucleobase transmembrane transporter activity
Source: RefSeq, a predicted model, not a curated record
AUGCCUAGGCCGCGGACAGUGCGAGACCGCGUGGUGUUGGUAGGAUGCAUGCUGCUAGGCAUGUCCGUCUUGGCCCCAUUCAAUGCCCUCAUAUCGUCGAUUGAGUACUUCCACGAUGCGUUCCGUGGCACGCCGCUCGAGCGUGUAUUUAGCAGCGGCAUCAUUACAACAUUUAAUGCGACAGCCGUGGUAUGUGCGCUGCUAGCUACGUUGACAGGGAAUACAAAACGAGCCUCCCCUGUCACACGUAUCCGAUUUACGCUCGUGGCGUGCAUGGUAAUUGACUGUGUGGUCCUACUGACCAUUGCUCUACGCGGAUUGGACCCGCCUGUGCACACAUACAUGUACUACAUGGUGUUAUUAGCUAUUGCGAUGGCUUUUGCGCUCGUCCAAGCCUACUUGCAGAGCGCUACGAUGGUCUUGUGUACACAUUUGGAUACGGAUGGCCAUGUGAUGAGCUAUAUGUUAUUGGGCCAAGCUAUGAAUGGCGUCGUGGGGAGCAUAGUCAACCUCCUAGUUUCGUCUAUGGCGGCAUGGCGUGCAGGUACAGCCGACACGGACGUGGAUACAAGCCGCAAGCAUGCCUUUCAGAACGCGCAGGCGGCGAUUGGUGUGUUUGGCUGGACGUUGCUGCUCCAGCUGAUAACACUCGACCUCUUCGCUCGUAUGCUACGCGUGCCAGUGGUGCAGUCCUGUGUGCGCUCAUGGAUGGGAGAUACACAUCACGAUGCCACAAUGGAGGGCAGCGAUGCGAUGGCAUGGAACCACAUCUUGCGCGUUCAAAAGCGGAUCACGCUAUGGAGUAUGAGCAACUUUAUGCUCUUUGCUUUUACAAUGUUGGUAUACCCAGGCCUCACAUCGCGUGUCCGAACCGUGACAGAGAACCGGUGGCUCGAAAACCCCGGUGUGUUUAUCGCCCUGCACAUCGUCGCGAUGAAUGUGGGCGACUUGGCCGGCCGUCGUCUGCCAUUGCUAUGGCCGCGCCUUCAUAUCCAGCGCCCUUCGCUUGCGUUGGCCUUAUCUGCCCUCCGUGUACUAUUUAUUCCCGCCUAUCUUCUCUGUCAUAUGUGGGCAUCGCAGCCACUCACGCUGCCUGACUCGGUGUUCUUUUUGCUGACUGUAGUGCUGGGCGUGACGACCGGAAGCUGCUCUACCUCCUUCCUCAUAUCUGGGCCAAAGAGUGUCCAAGCAUCCGCACCGGAUGCGAGAGAGCAGACGACACUCUUGGCCUCGUCCGAGUCCGAUGCCGCAGAUCAAGAUACGGCUGUGGCAUCGAUGCUCAUGUCGUUCUGGAUUCUGGCUGGUCUGACGGCCGGUAGUUUCCUUAGUAUUCUCAUGAAUGCCAUCAUAUAG